Linum trigynum is the source of this 1263-nucleotide messenger RNA. NCBI's taxonomy places the organism in Eukaryota, Viridiplantae, Streptophyta, Magnoliopsida, Malpighiales, Linaceae. The record is from the annotation of a GenBank genome assembly.
AUGAUUGUCUGGGUCCAGCUCCCUGCGUUGAAGGUACACUUCUAUCAUAAGGAGGUGUUGACAGUUCUCGGGAAUCUCAUUGGACGGACUAUUAAACUCGAUUACCACACCCUAACGAGGCAACGUGCCAAGUUUGCUCGGCUGGCGGUAGAAGUGGAUCUCUCCAAGCCUUUAGUUCCAAGGAUUUGGCUGGACGACGAAUGGCAGAAGGUCGAAUUUGAAAAUCUGCCCGUCGUCUGCUUCGAAUGUGGCAAAAUUGGCCAUUCAACCGACUCCUGCCCUCUCCUGCAACCAACUGAGUCGCCGGCGGCGCUGCCCCUCCUCGGCGGGACCUCAACGGAAACUCGGCCGGCGCUAACAGAGGAGAAUCUGGGAUACGGACCGUGGAUGCUUGUUAGCCGCAAAACCAGGCGUACUCCUAGGGACCAAAGCAAGAAAGGUAAGCAGGAGUUGGAGAAUGGAAACUUUGGAACGGGCAAGGAUGGAAAGAACAACAAAGGGGGAAACUCAAAUAAGGAAGGAAUAUCCACCCCCCUGUAUCUCGCAACCAGCAACGGUUCGCAUAUCCCCAGCCUCGGUUCACAAGAAAAGAAGGUCUCCAACGGGAAGAAGGGAGGCGGCGAAUCGAAGAAGGGGAAGGAAAUAUUGGGCCAUCAGGCUAACCCUAUUGAACAAGGCAUUCUCGGGCCGAGGCCCAAUGCGGGGACUAAGAAGGGUCAGGUAUUAAAGGUAAACAUGGAGAUUCAAGAGGCCCAAGCGUCGACCUCUGCCCAGAAUAACAAGAAUAUGAAAAUUAAGGACACUAAGCUUUCGGGCCAAGAUGAGGCCUCGGCCCAGAAAGGAAAUCUCCAGCCCAGUACCUCCCUUCCCCCAGUUCACUCAGUCAUCGGCCCAAGCGGAACUGAGAUGCAGAUCAUCGAAUUUCACCCAGCCGGCGCGAUCUCCACCACGGGGAACGGCGAUGCAAAUCCUUCCACGACCUCCAGAACAAAGCGAACUAAAAAUGCCAAAUCGAGAGGUCGGAAAGGAUCCCCUGCUAAGCUCAACCCGACUAGGACCCUCCAAAUUUGGUCCCCGGUAAAGGAGAAGAAAUCGAAGAGCAAAGCCCGGUUGGCGGCACUGACGCUGCAGGACAUCAACGAGUGGACUGAAGCUCGAGGACGGCUCACCACGGGUCCCUCCGACCAAACCCCUAUGGCAGAGCCGAGUCAACCACAACAAGAGGAUUCCGUGGAGAGGGAGAUGGCUACCUCUGCGUGCUGA